AUGAUCGCAAAUCUCCUUGAAAACACCACAGCAAAAGAUCUAGAACACAUCAUCAAACAAGUCAAUGCACAAACAUGCUACAUUCCCAAAAAAGAUAACAGUAACUAUAAAAGACUAGCCAUACUUUCAUUCCAUAACCAAGAAGAUAGAAAACAAGCAACCAAUCAAAACUUUCAAGUCAAAAGACAUGACGUCACAUGGGUAGACAGAGCAGCAAAACUCUGCUUUCACUAUUGUUCACAUAAACACAAAUCAAGAAACUGUCUAGAAAAACCCAUAUACAACUACAAUGACAUUACACAAUACAAUCAAAACUACUCAAGAAAAUACAUAACCACAACAUAUCCAAACCAACUCAACCCACCCUUGUACUUACAUAAAAGCUCAGCAAGAAGCUAUGCAGAGAUACGCAAAGAAGUAAAACUCCUAGACGAUAGAAUCAGCGAUCUAGAAACAGACACAGCCAACAGACACUUUGAUGAGAUAGAACAAAUGGAAGAGGAUUCACAAUCAACAACAACCGAAACCAUUAACAUUGACAACAACUCAGACCUUAUCGAAGCACAAGCCCAAAUCAAUCAGAAAAUCAACAAGAUGGAUGAAACAGUGGAAAAACUCAUCAACACAUUCAUACCCGACACCCUUUCCACAAACAGCAUGCAUAAUGCUCCAACUACUCUCACCCAAUAA
Acaulospora morrowiae is the source of this 690-nucleotide messenger RNA. NCBI's taxonomy places the organism in Eukaryota, Fungi, Glomeromycota, Glomeromycetes, Diversisporales, Acaulosporaceae. The record is from the annotation of a GenBank genome assembly.